Molecule: messenger RNA, 6111 nt
Organism: Camelus dromedarius (Arabian camel)
Lineage: Eukaryota; Metazoa; Chordata; Mammalia; Artiodactyla; Camelidae
Gene: POLR1E
Product: RNA polymerase I subunit E
Exons: 13
Coding region: 97-1356 (419 amino acids)
Biological process (GO): transcription elongation by RNA polymerase I; RNA polymerase I preinitiation complex assembly; DNA-templated transcription
Cellular component (GO): RNA polymerase I complex
Molecular function (GO): DNA binding
Source: RefSeq, a predicted model, not a curated record
GCCUCUUCCGGCCAGCCGCAUUUCCUCCGCGUGUGCUUGAACGCACACCUGGUGGCGGUUGUCUUAACGGCUGGGUUUGGCGGCUGGACGGGCGAGAUGGCGGCGGAGGUGUUGCCGAGUGCGAGAUGGCUGUACUGUGGAGAGCCUGACGACAGCCAGAGAGCUCUACUGGUCCAGUUCUCCAAUGGGAAGCUGCAGAAUCCAGGCAACAUGCGCUUUACCUUGUACAAGAGCAACGACUCCACAAACCCCAGGAAGAAGAAUCAGCGGAUCCUGGCAGCUGAAACAGACAGACUUUCCUAUGUAGGAAAUAAUUUUGGGACUGGAGCCCUCAAAUGCAACACUCUGUGCAGGCACUUUGUGGGAAUUUUGAACAAGACCUCUGGCCAAAUGGAAGUGUAUGAUGCUGAAUUGUUUAACAUGCAGCCACUGUUCUCAGAUGAAUCUGUUGAGAGUGAAUCGACACUAGAGAGUCAGACCAAAUCUUUUAGGGAAAAGAUGGAUUCUUGCAUUGAAGCUUUUGGUACCACCAAACAGAAGCGGGCUCUGAACUCCAGGAGGAUGAACAAAGUUGGCAGUGAAUCUUUGAAUCGUGCAGUGGCUAAAGCCGCAGAGACUAUUAUUGAUACAAAGGGUGUCACUGCCCUGGUCAGUGACGCCAUCCACGAUGACUUGCAGGACGACUCCCUCUACCUCCCUCCCUGCCACGCUGAUGCAACCAAGCCUGAAGACGUGUAUAAAUUUGAAGACCUUCUUUCUCCGGCGGAGUAUGACGCUCUUCAGAGCCCAUCUGAAGCCUUCAGGAAUGUCACAUCAGAAGAAAUACUAAAGAUGGCUGAAGAGAACAGUCACUGCUCCUUCAUCAUAGAAGCGUUGAAGUCUUUGCCAUCAAAUGAGGAGAGGCGAGACCGCCAGGCCCGGUGCAUAUGGUUUCUGGACACUCUCAUCAAAUUUCGAGCGCAGAAAGUGAUUAAGCGGAAAAGUGCCCUGGGACCUGGAGUUCCCCACGUCAUCAACACUAAGCUGCUGAAGCACUUUACCUGUUUGACCUACAACAAUGGCAGUUUACGGAACUUAAUUUCGGACUCUAUGAAGGCAAAGAUCACCGCCUAUGUGAUCAUACUCGCCUUGCACAUAAACAGCUUCCAGGUUGACCUGACAAUGUUACAGAGAGACUUGAAGCUCAGUGAGAAAAGGAUGAUGGAGAUAGCGAAAGCCAUGAGGCUGAAGAUCUCUAAAAAAAGGGUUUCUCUGGCAGCGGACAGGGAAGAGGAUCACAAACUGGGCACUCUCUCCAUCCCGCUGCCUCCAGCCCAGACCUUGGACCGUCAGUCGAAGCGGAGGAAGAUCACCUAGAGGGCUGCAGAAGUGGGUAUCAGGAGGUUGCCACUAGCACUGUGGAGUUCGCGAACACAGCUGGAGUGGCCAGCCAGUCAUGAAGAAGGCACUUGAAUUCAUGCAGCUACUUGAAUUCAGCUGCUGCUUGGAUUCAUGCAGCUGGUAACCUGACACUGGAAUGCUGAGUUCAGCCAGCCAUGCAUUCAGUACUCACACCUCCGCCUCCUUGUCAGCGCCAACAGCCAAAAGAUCCAGAUGCUGGCCUCCAUCUUGAUCCCUUCUUCUGUGAGUACAUAUUUAGGAGCCUAACUUGCAUCUAGGAUCCCAGCAGCAAGGGUCUCGGAAAUAGGUUUCAGCUCUCCGGCCUCUGGUUACAGGAAGCCACACCAAGGCAGAGGGGAAUGGAGGCUGACUGCCACCCACCUCAUCUGCCAGGGGAGAUGGAGAAGUCAGUGUCCAGCAGGGUGUGUGGGAAUGGGACUAUGACACGGAAAGACUUAGGUAUGUGGCUAAGGCUCAGACUCAGCUCUUCAAGGCUCUUGUGAGGCAGUGGGAGCAGCUGAGGUCUGUGGUGCUCAGUGCUGGGGGCCAGGAGCAGUGGCAGAUGGAAGACAGAAUUCACCUCUCUCUGAAAGUGAGAAAGGAGGAAGUUUGCGCAGCAGCUGGGCCAUCCGUUAAGGAAGAUGUGGUAGAAAUGGGUCUUGGAUGACUCGUUUCAGACUGGUGGUCCUUAAAUUUCUUCGAGCAGGGGGGUGCAGUUAUCAGAGCCACCUCUGUGGCAAAGCCAGGCCUGCAGUGUACAUUUUCCAAGCUCUUGUUGGAUGUGUCCCCAUUUGUCUGGCCCUGGGUGAUGGGCACCUGUACCAUACUUGGUCUCCCUCCAGCAGAGGUGUGAGCAGGACAUCUAAAUGCUUCUUGUUUGUCUUUAAGCUGUUGUAAAAAUCAAGUAUGUGACUCUGCAUCAGAAAAAAUAAUAUCCUGAUCUGUCUCUGGGGAAAGAAUUCCUAAUGUGCUUAUGGGUUAGAGUGUGUUUUCAUGAAUCCUUUUUAAUUUCUGAUGGUUUUGACACUUUGAGGCUUUAUUUCUAGUAGUGGUAAGAUCACAGCGUGUGCCCUGGCCUCUGAGCAGCUUCUGCCCUAGUGACUGGGAAGCCGCCUGUCUUUAGUCACUCACACUCAGAGGGGUAGUAUUGAUGGGGAAAAGUCCAGGACGGUAAAUAUAUAGUCGAUCCUUGAACAGUACUGGUUCGAGCUGUGUGGGUCCACUUACACGUGGGUUUUUUUCACUAGUAAGUACUUCAGUACCACACAAGCAGUCAGUUGAACCAGCAGAUGUGGCAUCUCGGAUACAGAGGGCUGAUACAAGUUAUUCAUGGAUUUUCAACUGUGUGCAAGUCAGUGCCCCAAACCUUGCAUUGUUCAAGGGUCAGCUGUAUACUUAUCCUGAGUGGCAACAGGUGUACCAGUAGGUGCUGCAAUCCCAGGGACUGGCUGAAAAGCAAGUUUCUGUAUGUCAAGGAGCUCGUGGGUCAGAAGGCUCAAAAGGCCCUCGUUCAACAAGUCUUGUGAGAAGGCGCCCAGCACAGUGCCCAGCAUACAGCGUCGGUGCCCGUGGAAUGAGUACAUGCUGCCCCUUCUUUCCUUGGCAGAGCUGUUAGGCAGUAAAACUUGAGUAACUGUGGGGUUGUACUAGGUUUUUUCCUAGCUCUAAAAACCCAUUUACAUUCACAGAGGAGUCCUUAAUCCCCACCCCACCCCCAAGGUAUUUGCCCUAAUGUCCCUUGGUGACCUCUUGGAAGAAGACAACUCUGGGCUAGAUGCUUAUACCCUUAAUAAGAUUUGCAGAUUGUGGAAUAGUCUCAACUUACGGGAGUUAACAGAAUGAAGUCUGUUCCCUGGAGGGAAGUCUCUGUGGCCCUCACCUGCUGGACACUUAACAGUGAUGAGGUCAAAGAAGGUGUAUUUAACAUACUUGCAGAGGACCCAACCUGGAAAUAGCUAAUUGGGUAAAAUUCUUUAAAGUGUCUCCUUUUAAAAUCUUUAUUCUGAUAUAAUGUCAUACUUAGAAAAUGGCUGCAAGAAGAGCACAGACUGCUGGAUGUCCUUCACCCAGAAGGUCCAGCCGGGCAUGGGUUGUCCUGUUUAUCACUCACUUUAUGCAUCUGUAUCUUUUUGAACCAUUUGGGAAAGUUUAAGAAAAGCAUCCUGCCCUUUCUAUCUAUAAGUACUUAAGCGUGUAUAUCCUAAGAAUAAGCACUUUCUCGUUCACGAGCACAUCGCAUGUGCCAAAAGCAGGGACCAGAGCAGCGAGGCAGUGCUAGAAUCUAGCCCCCAGCGCACAUUCACAUUUUGCCGAUCACACCACUUACUCAAUCUAAAACAGUUCCUCAGUCUCUGCCUUUCUUAACCUUGACAUUUUAAAGAGUAAAGUCAGUUAUUUUGUAGGGCGUCCCUUCAGUUUGGGUUUGUCUUGUGUUUCCUUCUGAUAAGAUCCAGGAUACACGGUUUUGGCAGGGAUAUCAUGAGGGGUUGUGUCCCAAGUGCAUCACAGUAGAGGCAUGUGAUGUUGGUUUGUCCUGUUCUUGCUGAUGUUAAUUUUUAUUGGUUAAGGUUAUGUUCCCUCCACUGUGAAAUUUCUAUUAUAAUCAAUAAGUAAUUUGUAGGCUGUUUUGAGACUCUGAAUAUCUUGUUCCUCAUCAAACUUUUAUCUGAGAGUUUUAGCCUUGAUUGAUAAUUUUUGCUGAAUCAGUUACCAGGGUGGCUGCAAAAUGGUGAGUGAUUUUCUAACUCCCAUAAUUUCUUAUACACUUAUUAUUGGCAUUCUAUUAUAUGGAAGGAACUUUCUUUUCUCUCCCUUAAAAUUCUUUUUGUUCUAGUUAUUAGUAUGGACUCAGAUUCUUGUUCUGUGAACACUGUUACCAUUUAAUUUUGAUACUCAGAUUGUACCACAUUUGGCCAGUCUUGAGUUCCUUCAGGCUAGCUCCUGUAUCCCCAUCUUUUUAAGCGUGCUUCCUUAAUUUCUGGCACAAUAUAUUCUAGCCAUCCUGUAUGUUGCCUGCCCCAGCUCUGGAAUCAGCCUUUUAUCCAAGGAGCCUGGAUGGAUGACAUGAUUGAUGGCCUAAGGCAAGAGGUGAAAUGCUACCCUGGCAAUCAAGACAGAAGACAGACGGCAUCUUUGGCUGCACUCAGGCAAGAACUGGUUUCUAAGCAGGGUGACAGUUGUGGUGUGAGUCACUCAGACUGCACCAGAGGGCCAUGCUAGGCUUGACUUCAUUUCAAAGGGAUGAUAAUCACAAAGGAGGGGCUCCAGAGCCCCCAGGCCGUAACGGCACCUGCAGAGUCCUGGACAGGAAGGGAGAAAGAACGAGUGGGAUGAGAGUGUUCAUGUCGGGAGAGUGCUCAGGGCUGGAACAAGCCCAGCGGGUCCCAUGAGUCCACGUGAGGAAGCAUUCAGAAAAGAGACUGAGGGAAGGAAGGAAGGAAAGGGAAGAAGGUGGGCCCAGGGCUCUGCUGAGGACAGUGUAGGCGCAUGUGCUGUUCGAAGACCCAACGCUGGCUCCUGUCUGGUCUGGCCACACCACACCCCCAUUCCCUGUAGUCAGGGCCUCAACAGGACUUGGAGGCCUGGAUGAAGUUGCAUUGGUCUUUGCUGUGCUUGUCUGCUCCCAUCAGCAGGCAUCAGGGUAAGCCCUGCCCACUCAGCCAGUGCAGGCUACUGCAGAGCAGUCUCCUUCCAGAUGCUUCCCUAACUACGGAAGAGCUCGGAUGGGUGUUCCAAGCCCCUCCCACUUAUGCAUCCAAAUGAUUUGGCAGAAGAUGAGCACUGUGUGUGUGUGUGUGUGUCCCGGCUGAUGGAGCCCUAGGUAACAGCCUGCCUACACCUCUCCUCCCUACAAGCUCUUAACAUUAGAUGGGGAACCUAGUGGUCCUUAACAGGCAUCACCACUCAGAACUCAAUUCCUUUUGUAAAAAAGGAGCAAUAACCUCACCAAGUCAGUGCUUAAUAUACUGUUGAUGGGCUGUAAGAUGAUUGUGGUGGCAAGGGGGUGUGUCAGGAUAUAUGAAGUUAUGCUGGCUUGGCCAAACUGCAGUAACUAAUUUCCCUGGAAUGUUCAGUUUCAACAAAGGUUUAUUCGCUUGUGAUAGCAUGAAUAUUUUCAUUUUAAUAGUUUAUUUUUUUUUGUGUUAAAACCACUAGCUUUUCAUUUGUAGUAGUGAUAUAAACAUUUCUUUUUAGUUGAGUGUUCCUUGAUAGGAUCCUGGAAUGGAAAAAGGACACUAGGUAAUGAUUAAGGAAGGAUAUCUGAAUAAACUGUGGACUUUAGUUAAUAAUAAUAAUGUGUCUCCUGGUUCAGUAGUUUUGACAAAGGUACCAUACUAACGUGAGGUGUGUAAGGUGUUAAUUACAGAAACUUGGCGGGGAGGGUGAUACGGGAACGCUGUACCACCUAUCUCCUUACUUUUUCUGUAACUCUAACUCUUGUAGGCAGUGUUCAGUAAGUGGUGCUGGGAAAACUGGAUAGCUACAUGUAAAAGAAUGAAAUUAGAACUUUUUUUGUCCUAAUUUUGUUCAAAUUAGAAAAACUCAAAAUGUAUUAAAGACCUAAGUGUUAAGACCAUGAACCAUGAAACUCCUAGAAGAAAACACAGGCAGAACACAUUUUGGCAUAAAUCAUAGCAACAGUUUUUGGAUCGCCCUCCCAAGGCAAAGGAAACAAAAGAAAAACAAAAGGAACCCAGUUAAACUUAAAAGCUUUUGCACGGCAAAGGAAAC